GUGGAGCUGGUGUUAAUACCAGGAGACACUAUGCACUUGGCUGAAGUGAUCCUUUAUUGGGCGUGACCAUUACAGUUUGACAUUAAAAAGCCACAGCACCAAAAUCAUGGACGAUGAUAAUAAUUCUCCUGCUCGGUUCACUGAUGACACAGCAGUGUCCAUUGUGUCUGUAAAAGGCCUGAAGGACAACUGGCAGAAGUGGUCUGAUAAUCACCAGGAACACCAGAAGCAUAACCCCUUCAGUCACGACAGCAGAUCCAUGGCAGUGGUCCCUCAGAGGGGACAGGACGACUACGGGAGGCCCCUGCAAGGCUCGUUGACUGCACGGCGCGGGGAGGAUGCUCACACACACAUCAGCAGGGAGGUUGAGGAGCUGUGUGAAGUUAUACAAGAGAUUGGGGAGCAGAGAUACAAAGACAUACGUGGCAGAGUGAUCACUGUAACAUUUGGCAAGCUGUUUGAGCAUUACGUGACUAUCUCCAACAAACUGGUGGGGAUUCUUCUCCGAGCCCGAAAGCAGAAGCUGGUUGACUUUGAGGGUGAAAUGCUGUGGCAAGGGAAGGAUGAUGAUGCUGUGAUUACUCUGUUGCAAUGAUCAACAAUGUACGAUUUGUUGUAACCACAUAUUCAGGCUAGAUUAGGUAAUGUCAUUUAAGGUAGCAUAUGUCAAACUUUUAUUUAGCAAAGAAACAUAGCAUAUUAUGCAACGCCAAAUAUUGAUGUAUAUUAAACCAGUGGUGCCCAACCACCGGUCCGGGGACCGGUACCGGUCUGUUACGCAUUUGCUACCAGGCCACAGAGAAACAUUAAAUCAUUUAUAAAUGACUGCAUUUUCUCCGACUUAACUUUCGCCUGUCCCA
Messenger RNA from Entelurus aequoreus (snake pipefish), 860 nucleotides. Its product is annotated as actin-binding Rho-activating protein-like. The transcript is spliced from 2 exons. Gene Ontology annotation, biological process: positive regulation of Rho protein signal transduction. The record is from RefSeq and is a predicted model, not a curated record. Lineage: Eukaryota; Metazoa; Chordata; Actinopteri; Syngnathiformes; Syngnathidae. Gene Ontology annotation, molecular function: actin binding. The coding region runs from base 107 to 595 and encodes 162 amino acids.